AUGCCAAGAAAACAGUGCUCUCCCCCUCAAACUCCUGUACACCCAUCGGAAGUUCCAAAGUCUCCAUGGACACGACUUCAUAUCGACCAUGCUGGUCCUUUCCUGGGACACUACUUCCUCAUUCUGGUAGAUGCUCACUCUCGCUGGUUAGAAGUAUGCAUUGUACCCUCUACUUCCUCUGAAGCGACUAUCAAAGUCCUUCAUCACAUAUUCUCUACUCAUGGUCUUCCUCAUCAGUUGGUCUCUGAUAAUGGACCUUCAUUUACUAGUCAAGAAAUUAAGAAAUUCAUGUCUCUCAAUGGUAAUCGCUAUUCACUAACUGCUCCUUACUAUCUGAGGUCUAACAGUCUAGCAGAAAGAGCAGUGCAGACAUUUAAGAAUGCUGUUAGGAAGAUGGAAGGACCACUACAAAAAAGAAUUGCUCGAUUCCUUUUCUCUUACCGAAUCACUCCUCAAUCUAUUACUGGGCUGUUGCCAGCUGAACUCUUAAUGGGACAUUGA
Molecule: messenger RNA, 501 nt
Organism: Amphimedon queenslandica
Lineage: Eukaryota; Metazoa; Porifera; Demospongiae; Haplosclerida; Niphatidae
Exons: 1
Coding region: 1-501 (166 amino acids)
Biological process (GO): DNA integration
Molecular function (GO): nucleic acid binding
Source: RefSeq, a predicted model, not a curated record